GAAGAGGAGGCUGCGUCCUGGACCCGGAGAGGGAGAGGAGCCCACCUCAGUCUGACCCAGUCGCAGGGGUGGUGAGGAGGGGUACGUCAAGGGGUACGCCCGGGGAGGGGGAAGCCUGGGCCGAGGGGGCAGCCAGGCCGUGGUGCAGCGCAGAUGACGACCGGCCGCCCGGGCAGCGGGAGGCUGCAGGCGCCCCCCGAACCCCGCAGCCUACCCGUGGAGGUGCGGCACUGCAUCAACAUGAUCAUGCUGGACAGGGCGCCGAACGGGAGGUCGUUCAUGGCGUCGAUCAAUGAGUACUGCCAGAGUCACUUCCGCACAGACGUGCUGUACGUCUACGAGUACACAGGUGAAACGUACAUGGUGACGACGAUACUAGAUGGCCUGGCGUACGCCACGGAGCAGAAUACUAACAAAUUCCUAGCCAAAAUAUUGGCCGCGAGAUCGACAGCAGAGGUGUUCUUACCCGAACUGCGAAGUGACAUUCUCGACGCGCAGUUGAGCGACGACCUCAAACUGUCGAUAUUUGAUAAUGUGGACCUGGCCGAUGAAAGGAUACCUGUAAUCACUAUGCCCUAUGAAAUGAUAAAGCCGUACGUAAUACUACUGGAAUGCUUAGAUAGGAACUUUGGUUACAAGGAGAAGGACAUUGAGUUCAUGACGCAUGCGGCCAUGGGUUACAUACCCGGCCGCCUCACCAUGACCGUCGGCACCUACAGCGUGAGCGUUCCCAUGUCACGCUUCGCCAAACAGGAGGCGUCGCAGUCCAUCCUCAUGAGUGUUCACGGCCACCUGGAGUCCUGGGGCUCGCUCAUCCGCAUGUACAUCGUGAACGAGGCGCGCCCCUUUGCCGAGCUUGGCCCGUACCUGGAGAGAGCCCAGGAUAUUCCAUUGACGGCUGGCUCCGACAUUGAGGACGAUGCAGUGACCGCCGGGGUCGCCGUCGAGGACAAGGGAGAGCCUCGCGCCGCCCCGGAGGACGCCGCACCAGAUACCAGCAAACCUGAAGUAAAAGGACUGGCGGCCGUUGAGGAAGAGGAGGAGGAGGAGGAUAAGGAAGAGGACGACGUGAUUUCUGACGACGACGAGGACAAACCGAUAGCUACCUGUUACGGCGCCGAAUAUCGAGAUGAGAUCGAGGAGGAAAUCGGCGUGACUCGGCCGCGGAGAGUCAACUACCCGCUGUACGUGCGCCUCAGCUUUGGUGACCUGCCGGCCAUCGGCGACGACCUGGAGGAGGUCGAGCUCGAGUCCAUCCUGGCCACCGCGCCCGAGCCCUCCGCCGAGCACCCGCGGAUGGGUAAGAGGGGUCCGCCGCCACUGCUGGACCCGCUCAGCGAGGACUCGCCCUUCCCGGUGGCGGCCGCCGACCUGCCGGGUGAGUCGGUUCCUCUGGGACAGCAGGCCGUCAGAGAGGCCCCGCUGCUGCAGAAGCCCCUGCCACUCUACCCCCAUCCCGGUCCGCCCCAAGCCGCGAGCCAGGGCGGUGAACCCCCGGGGCUGCCGUGGUCGGCCCAGCAGACGACGGGAAGGGUCUUCUUCUUCGGGCGCCAGGAGCCCAGGGACCAGCCGAAAGCGAGGGACGCGGGCAGCCGCGGUAUCCACUGGGAUACGAACAUCCCGCCGCACAUUCCCAUGCCCAACUUCAUGACCAAUAAGGAGCAAGAAAGCGACCACCCCGUUGGCUCCGAAAUGCAUCGGCCAGUAGAACCUUUACCAUUACAAGCACCUCUAGAUAGGACUACCAGCGCAGCUCCCGACCCAUUGCAAGCGCCACUGUCAACUACUCUGCUACCAGCGCCAACAGCUGUGAUUCAAACUGAUUGGGAAACACAGACUGGUGUGGCGUCCCCCCUGCUUCCAAUGACAGGAACGACAAACGCGGUCACUGAAGAGGGUGUGCAAGAAGAUUGGCACCUGUCCCGUGAGGAAAUGUUAGAGGCGACCGAUAUCAAUUUUCAUGAAGUAUCCAGUAAAUCAUCGUAUAAUAGACAUGGUACGGCUGUUAUGAGCCCGUACUUUGGGCCUGCAGCAACGACACCAGACGGGUUAAAGUUAACCGAUGAGGCUCAGCCUGUGCCGAAUGAAAUCAGUAAAGUGUGCUCAUGCUCGGAUUGCAAAGGCUGCCAGCCCCAAGAUCGGGAAAACAUAAACUGGGAAGCAAGGGAGGAACUCUACCAACUGAUGUUAGAAAUCAACCAGAUGCAGAUUGAAGAUGAUUCUAUGGAGGACCUCUUGCCCGCCAGCCUCCUGAGAUCACUCCAGAUUAUAUAGUUGCACAAGCUGCAACACAUCAUUGCGAUGAUAUUGAAGUACACAAGAACAAAUUACUUCUUACAACUUGAAAGCAAGGACAUUGCACAACAAACGUCAUAUUAGUUUUCUUACUUAUUUAGUCAGCCAAGUGACACGACAUGGAAUUAUUCAUAGUACAAGCCAAUCCUCGGUCCAAACGUCUAAAUUGCUUAAAAUUGUUCAAACAAGUCCUCAAAAUUUGUGCUAAAAGUCAUGUAACUUGAAUUAUCCUUCUAAUUUUUGUGAAAGAAACCUGACAAAAUGUACAAACUUUCAGAGAAAAUUAGCACGUCACCGACAGCUCGAUCUGAUCUUCAAUAACAGGUACUGUAAUGCCGUUGGCGCCAAGGCGACAUUCGUUUUUGGUCUGUUGGUAGUGUCGAGUAGACAUUUAUAUUUGGCGGUAAAUUGUAAAUAGUUCAGCGAUUAACCCCCUCGGGAUGCCGUGUGAGACAUGAAACCAAAUGACAUCGAAGUGAUGUCGAUUCGACAGGAGACGUUUAAAUAGCAUUUCACUGUGAUGUUCUUCUACGGGAGCGCCAUAUGGGUGCAAAUGCAGUAGUGGUCUAGGUGGGCAGACAAUUUGUGACUUCGCUCUCCGCCGUUAUACGGCAAUCUCUGACUGAAUAUUGUAAGUGCGUAGGAGUUAAAUCCAACUAUAUUUAGGUAAGAUCAAAGGGCGUUAAGGAAUCUACACGAUAAAUUUUUAUGAACUUUUUAAUACACAUUUCCCUGUGUAUGCUCUAAGAAGUACUAUUUUAAACGCAGUUAUGAGCACAAUCGUUCAUAAAAUGCAAACAUACCAGUCGGCUGAUUCACGCCGCGCAUUUUCGUAGUUAUACUGUGCCGCAUGCACGCGUGUGGGCGGGUUGCCUACUCGCACGGGGCCAUUAAGAGUCGUGGGCAGCGAGCAUAGGCAUACCAGCUGUUAAUCAAAUAUCAAAAUUCCUGGAAAGAUUCUGAGCAAGCAAGCGGGGCCUUCAAAUAUUCGCGCGAGGCGCCCAAAUCGGCGGCGACAGGAAGUGCAAACGGAUGUAUUUCACCCUUCCAGCGGUCGCGCCGCCGAUCGCCUCGCGGGGAAGGGCCUCGGGCCCUCGGCUCGCGGCUCGGCUCGUCAGUCGCCCCGCUAGCAGUGAGUGUGGAGGUACCAGUUCAGUUCAGUUUAAUACAGUUUAAUAAUCAAGCCAACAACUUGAGUAAUAUCCUGUCCAAACCCGAGAUAUCUAACAUUACACCACAGCCCGCAUCCGUGCAAGCGGUAUGCGGUAGAGUAUAACUACGAAAGUGCGCGGCGUGAAUCAGCCACCUGGUAUUUCCAAAUUUGUUCACAAUUGCGCUUAAAAUAAUACGCAAUAGAGCAUGCACUAGGAAAUACGUAAAAAAAAAAGUUCAUAACAUCGUAUUAUGUAUUUUAAAGUUGGACCUAAAAACAACGCUAAAGUGGAGUUAGAGCGAGCUGAAAAGCAUGUCCCCCGUGCAGACAAGUCAUAGUGUCGCACUCCUGCAACAUUAGCAGCAACAGGAACGGGGAAAGACUAUUCUUUGCUCUUCCCUUUACACUGAUAAACUAAGUGUUCAACUGCUCAACAGUUGUAAGUGUGCAACUGCAAGUUGAAUACUUGCUAGUGUGCAACUCCGUAGUCGUACACUUGCAAGUGUUAAACUCGGUAGAUGUGCACUUGCAAGUGUGCAACUCCUCGGUUGCACACUUCCUUAGAUUAGACGCUUACUGUGUAGGAAGUGUUCAACCGAGGAGUUGCACACUUGCAAGUGCACACCUACCGAGUUGCACACUUGAAAGUAUUUAACUUGCAGUUGCACACUUGCAAGUAUUUAACUUACAGUUGCACACUUAAAAGUGUUGAGCAGUUGAACACUUAGUUUAUCAGUGUAACCUAUAGCUUUAAGAAGGUAGCAUUUAGCAUUAUUUUAAUAUUUAUAAGCAUUUUCUUUGGGACAGCCGGCCCGCACGGAACCCAGCGUAACAUUGUUUAUUUGAUUGAUCAAAUGAUGCACUCUGCACCACUCAGCAAUAUGUGUGAUAAUCAGUAGCAAGAAUUUGAUGCCCGUUGGGCUCGACACAACCGCAAUUCUUUUUUAUCUAGAUGAGUUGAAAGUAGGUUUGUUUCAUAAAAUGUAUAGUUGACCAACAUGUGACCAAUACAGGAUAUCCACCUGAUUGAAAAAUGUCAUUAAAACGAUAUCGAAGCGGUUUGGCAGGAGAAAGAUUGUGUCGAUACCGUCUCUUUACCGUUUUGAAUGGCAUUUCUCACAGGGGACUGCAAAAAGGGUUUCUUUGGCGCUAUCAAAACCUUGUCGAAGCAAUAUCUUAAGUUAAAAUGAGGUACAGUUUUCUUUCGCUAAGGCCCCAAUUUCGACUGUUGAUAUUGUAAGGGAAUCCAGAAAGUACGUCUGCAGCCUGCCAUUCAUUAUUCAUUCGGAGUAUUGCGGGAGCUCAGCGCCUGCGAGACACAGGGUAGGCUACUCUGCAGUACACCGAUGUACUGCAGACACGAUGUUGCCUACCUAUCAGGCGCUAUGCGAGCUGGUAAAGGCUGAAACAUGGCUGCCGCAAAUCAUGGACGUACUUUCUGGAUUGGGCCGUUUCGAUAUCGCUGAAAAAACUGUCAUUUCGAAGGGGAGACGCGAGGGGCUUAAAAUGGCCGAACGAAGACGGCCGAUUCCACUCGAUACUCCCAGUAAGUCACCUUUAUACCAUUUUAGAGAUAUAUUAUAUAUAGGAGUAGGAGUCACCUUUAUUCUCUCUCUACACUAUGGCUCGACACCUGAAUGGGGGCCAACAUGUCGUGGCAAUGUAUCGGGACACGACUGAUGUAUUAGAGUAAGGAUCUCCAUUUUCCAAAGGACAACGAACCGUGGUAGCAGAGGUGGGAAUUUAUGUAAAUAUGCUUCGAGGGGGAAAUCACUUGGGUCCGUGGCGCACGGGCUAUUUCGUGGUAUUUCUCCUACCAUUUCUGUUAUUUCGCGCUUAUUUCAGACUAUUUAGGGGUAUUUUGGGGUAUUUCGCAGCAUUUCGGAGGUAUUUCGCCGCAUUUCGGGGGUAAUUCGCGACUAUUUCGCCAACUAAUUUGCAUCUAUUCCGCUCUAUUUCACCGUUAUUCCGAACUAUUUCGCAAGUGAUUUUCCCCUUGAUUUGCUUGUUCUGUUGGGCUGACACAUCUCAAUGAGAAAUUGUAAUAAUAUCGAAACGAUGCCCACAUGUCCGACCGAUAUUAGAAAAGUGUCGAUUUCCGUGCCAAAUUCUGAAGUGGUGCUGCAUGGACACAUUUUUCUGAUAUCGUUUCGAUAACAAUUCUAUAUCGAGUUCGAUCUCUCACUGGGAUAUGGCAUCUAGAUAAUCUUAGAGAACAACCAUUAUCUUUUUACUCUACAUUUUGAAGCUUGUGGGCGCCCAGCUACACCGGGCGAGACGCCAUAGGGGUGGGGGUGGCGUCGGAGUGGCCGGGAGACGUUGGCGAUCAGAGCCUUCCAUUCACUCACGAUGGUAGAAGCUGGGCAUGUACUACCUAACCUACCCUAGCCUCCACUAUCAUGGUGCGCUGGUUUGCUUGGUUGACAGCGGGGUCGACACAUCAGUCCACACACUCGGCCUAAGCGUUGCUCCAGGACGUAAGGUCGAACCUGGAAGGACUGAGUAAGGACAGUCAACCGAUUCCAAAGCUACCCUUAAAAGUUAAAGGCCAGGGGUGCCUGAGCAGCACAUCACAUGGCCCUUGGGGCGUCCCAAAUUAAAAGAUUGGGUAUAGUUCCACAUCUCGGAUUUGGACUGAACUUGGCUUAUUGCUUGCAAUGGAGGCAAAUCAUCUACACCCCAAAAAAUGUGUUCUCAAUUCAAGAUAAUACCCAAAAUUUUAAGGCAAAUAGGGAUUAAUUUAAUCCUUGUUUACUUAAUUUAAGUGUAAAUAGGGGUUAAAAUAAGAACAUUUGCCUUAAAAUUUUGGGGAUCGUCUUGAAUUGAGAACACAUUUUUUUGGGUGUAUCUAACCCGAAUCCGAUCCAAAUCCGAGAUCGGGAACCACAUCCGGUUCACGAUCAACCUUUCGUUUUGGGACACCCUGACGUACCUGACCCUCUGACCUUAAACAUUUCAGGGGUUAACCAUUAGCUUAAGGUACAGACUGGCAGCGUGCGCCCUUUGGGGUGGCCGCUGUACCCCGUUGGAGCAAAUGCACGGACUGGGCCCCAUGCCGGUCGGGUUGCCUAAACGCACACACUAGAAUCAUCUUAACAUUCCAAUUUAUAGAUCACUGAGUUCUGUAAACACGCCCCCCUUAAGGAGUAUGUUUACAGAACUCAGUGAGCUGUGCAUAAAAAUAUUCAUAAGAUUUUAGCGUGCACGGGUUAGAGACGAUAGCGAGGACAAUAGGCAAGCGCAGCGGGUCAAUUUUUGCGUCUGCUCCGACGCGGCACAGUUUCCACCCUUAACAUAGUAAUAAUUGCAAUAUUUUACCAGACCGAUUCUUUUCGGCUGAUCCAUACUGCGUAAAGGGAACUCAAACUACUUCAAUAUAAAAACUCAAAUAAGAAACGCUGUGUAUUGAUUAGUAAGACGUAGAAAAGAACUGAAAACUUCGAGGAACUAACUCAGGGGUCUCAGACACGCGGCCCGCGGGCCGCUCCGGCCCGGGGAUCCGAGCCGUGCGGCCCCUUGGCGGGCCGCAAUGGGAGGUAUAGGCGGGCCGGCUGGGCCGGGCCGGGCCGGUCAGUGCCGGCUCGGCAAGCGACACAACCAAGUGGCGAGCGAGCGUCGCUGCAGGCAUGCGUCCGAAAACGACAAGUGGACGUGAGAGGGAGCUGCAGCUCAGCUCCAGCAUCUCACUCACACCAUUCGUUUCCGGACGCAUGCUAGCUCGCCGCUGUGCUCCGUCGGUGACAGAGCUGGGCCGGAGCUGGCGUUCGGCAGGCAGACCUCCGCUCCGCCUUCCCUCCACAGGCAUCUAUCUCUCUCACUCAGCUCGGUGCGGCCCGUGCAGAUCGCUCACUCUGAGACCCCUGAACUAACUAAAGCAAUUAAACGACGUGAUAACGUGGGAUUGCUGCGCAUGCCUAAAGAUUGCGAAAACCCACUCUCUGGUGCUAUUUUUAUAACAAAAAGUUAGUACUCCCACAGGCUCGACAAGGACUUUGUCGAAAUAACAUCAAACGAGGACGGAGCCAAUAGUCUGUCAUUUUAGUGGUCCACCUUGAUGUCAUCUUGUCAUCGUCCCACGUCAGAUGGGGAAUUAGUGCCAGGUUUAGGUAAGGUUAGUUUAGGUUUCGGUUAGGUGAGCUUAGGUUAGUUUAGGUUUAGGUUAGUUGGGGUUAGGUUUAGGGCGCGGUGGGCUGGGCAUGGCGGGCCCGCCAGGUAGAUCCCGCGCGCGGCGACAGUCCGAUUCAAGGAAGUUUGGCUCGUGCUUCUAACUGCUGUAGGUGUCGUCCUUUCAGGGCGGGACGCAACGCGCCUGACGUGGACGGGGACUCUGCCCCCUUUAUUCGGUGUCCUGGACUUCCCUCCCGGUUGAAGCGCGUCGACGUAAACAAAGGGGGCUUGCCGCCUUCGUGGAAGCCCCUUUUAGAACGACCCCCCCUUGCCCUUAGAGACCCGACUAGACUUUGUCGACAGAGUAUUAUUUCACGACAGAGAUUUUAGUGUUUUUGCUGGCAAAAGGCAAAUUUCCGGAAGAAGUAUAAAAGCUAGAUUGGGGUGCAAGGGGGGUUCUUACAUGAGCCCGAGGUUCUAAUACUCCGUGUACAUAAAAAUUAGCCUCUGAUAAAAAAACAGGAACAAAAAAAGCAACAAAAAAACAGAAAAACAAAACGAAAAAGAAAACACAAAUAUUUAAGAAAACUAACUAAAACACUAAAGAAAUAGUUUUAAGUAUGCAUUAUUUGAUAGCUCUCACGCAUGGACUUUACGACGUAUAUAAUUAAAGUAGGAUUGUUCGCUGUUGGAGUUGCCUUAAAGUAUUUCCUGACGACUGACGUUUCCUUAAAAUCAUUGGCUGAACUGGCUUAUUAUCAUUGGCUGAAUAUUACACUGAUAUAUAAAGUGAUUAUAAGUGAUUUA
Frankliniella occidentalis (western flower thrips) is the source of this 8362-nucleotide messenger RNA. RefSeq lists its product as uncharacterized. Gene Ontology annotation, biological process: primary miRNA processing. The record is from RefSeq and is a predicted model, not a curated record. The transcript has 9 exons. NCBI's taxonomy places the organism in Eukaryota, Metazoa, Arthropoda, Insecta, Thysanoptera, Thripidae. Gene Ontology annotation, cellular component: microprocessor complex. The coding region runs from base 154 to 2274 and encodes 706 amino acids. Gene Ontology annotation, molecular function: primary miRNA binding; heme binding; double-stranded RNA binding.